AGUAUUUUACUAUUGCUUUACGAACAGUGACGUGUUCUAACAACCACACAUUCAUGUCAUAGUCGAGACGCGAGUUCCAUAUUUAAAAAUUAGUUUUGUUUUUUUAUUUAGAAUCUGUGCUUUAAGCGGGAAUAUAUUUCUUUUUUUUUAAUUUGAUUUAGCUUAUAUGGAGAUAGCAUUAAAAGGAUUUUGUUUUAAAAAUUGGAUUGUCCAUAAUUAAAUGGGCAACAUGAAAUUUAAAAUCAACGGUACGCAGUACGAAGUGGAUGGCAACAAAGCUGGUCCCGAUGUAUCCCUGAACGAGUUCAUACGAUCAGUGGCAGGGCUGCGCGGCACUAAGGCGAUGUGUCACGAGGGAGGGUGUGGCGCCUGCAUCGUCGCCGUACGCGCAGCCCUACCUCCCACCAACGAAGUCAAGACUUUUGCUGUUAAUUCUUGUCUCGUGUCAGUAUUAUCGUGCCAUGGUUGGGAGAUAACAACUGUCGAAGGUAUUGGGAACAGGAUCAAAGGAUACCAUGACAUACAGAGUCGACUGGCCAACUUCAAUGGCACCCAGUGUGGAUACUGCUCUCCUGGAUGGGUCAUGAAUAUGUACAGUUUAUACGAAUCGAAGAACAAAGCCUUAACUGCAGUAGAAAUUGAGAACUCCUUCGCUGGCAACAUGUGCAGAUGUACUGGAUACAGACCCAUAGCGGAUGCCUUCAAAUCAUUCGCCACAGACGCCGACCUGACUCUUCUGAACAAACUCUGCGACCUUGAAGAACUAGACAUUAUCAAACGAUGUGGACUUGAAUGUGCCAAGAAAUGUAGUCACAGAGACAAAUGCUUUAAACACAGUGGAAGAGGUAAUAAUAGUAAUGAUGAUGCUGAAGAAUCAGAUGAUCAAGAAAAAGAAUUCGUUCAUUUAGACGAUGAUAAAAUGAUGGUUGUUGAAACUGUUAAACAUACAUGGUACAAGGCUUUCCAUUUGGCUGAUGUUUUUGAUAUUGUGAAGCGUGGACAUUAUACUUUCGUUGCUGGGAACACUGGUCAAGGAGUUUACCACGUAACAGAGUAUCCACGAAAUCUCAUAGAUAUAUUUAGUGUAGCUGAACUCAAAGGACACGUGAUUGAUGUAAACCUUAUAAUCGGAGCUGGUAUGACACUCGCAGAUAUGAUGGAACUUUUCCUAGAUCUAUCAAAAACUAGAGAAGAAUUUUCUUAUCUGAAACAGUUUUAUGAUCACAUGGAUUUAGUUGCUCAUGUACCUGUUAGGAAUAUUGGAACGAUAGGUGGUAAUCUAGCGAUGAAGCAUGCUAAUAAUGAUUUCCAAUCAGACUUGUUCCUUCUUUUUGAAACUGUUGGAGCUAUGAUCACUAUUGCGGAAAGUUUGACAAAAGAAGUGAGUAUGAAAUUGCCAGACUUCUUGAAAACAUCUUUGGAUUCCAAAAUUAUAAAGAACAUUAUGCUACCACCCCUGUCACAGUGCUGUGCGGUGAAAACGUACAAGAUCAUGCCUCGAGCCCAAAAUGCGCAUGCCGUUGUCAACGCAGGAUUCAUGUUUAAAUUCAAACAAAACUCAAAUAUAAUUGAAAAGGCAUCCAUUGUUUAUGGAAGCAUUUCACCAACAUUCAUACAUGCUACAAAAACUGAAGAAGUAUUGGUUGAUAAAGAUCCUUAUACUGAUGAAACUCUGCAAUUAGCACUGAAAACUCUGCAUGAUGAAAUAGAUCCUGAGGAAGCACCUCCUGAACCUUCAGCAGCAUACAGGAAGAUGUUGGCUGUAUCAUUGUAUUAUAAGGCAAUUCUCAGCCUUUGUCCCAGCGACAAAAUGAAUGCCAAUUACAAAUCAGGAGGCGAAGCCAUAAAACGGGGCACAUCAAAAGGAACACAAUACUAUGAAACCGAUAAAAGUGUUUGGCCUCUGAACCAACCUAUACCAAAAAUAGAAGCACUGGUUCAAUGCAGCGGUGAGGCAGUAUUUGCUAACGAUUUGCCAACUGAAUCCGAUGAAGUGUAUGCCGCUUUUGUUACUGCUGAUGCCCUCCCUGGCAGUAUUAUCAAAGAUUUCGAUACAACAGAAGCUUUCAAAUUGGAAGGCGUUAUUGCCUUCUACACAGCAAAAGACAUCCCAGGAGAAAACACAUUUACUCCAGCCAAUAUACCCUUCAUAGAAGUUCAGGAAGAAAUUUUAUGUUCUAAAGAAGUUAAAUUUCAUGGGCAACCGGCAGCAAUCAUUGUAGCUAACAGAGAAAAGACAGCAAACAAAGCAGCUAAACUCGUUAAAAUCGAGUACUCAACUGUAAGCAAGAACAAACCUCUUCUAACUAUAGAUGAAGUAAUCAAAUCUCCAGAAAGAAGUAAAAGAGUCAGAUCAGAUCAGAACAUAGAACCUUCUGAUGUUGGUAAAGAUGUUAAAACUGUUAUCAAUGGAGAAUUAGAUAUGGGUGAACAGUAUCAUUAUUAUAUGGAAACACAGACCUGUGUGACCAGGCCUACUGAGGGAGGGAUGGAAGUGUUUGCAGCUACGCAGUGGCUAGAUUUGACUAACGUUGCUGUAGCUCAAGCUCUAAAAGUUCCUGUCAAUAGUAUAAACGUAAUAGUUCGGCGAGUAGGAGGUGGUUAUGGCGGCAAAAUAUCUCGGUCCACUCAGAUAUCAUGCUCAGCGGCCCUUGUCACUCAUUUAACGAACAAAACCUGCAGAAUGGUUCUGCCAUUACAAACAAACAUGGGAUCUGUCGGCAAACGAAUUGGCACUAAAUGUAAUUUUGAGCUUGGUGUCAACGCCGAAGGAGAGAUUCAGUAUCUGAAGAACACUUUCUACCAAGAUGGAGGAUGUUCUUACAACGAGGUCCUAACAGCUAUCACGACUCAUCAUUUCUACAACUGCUACAAUCCUAUGAGAUGGGGCAUUUCUCCCUUCAGCGUGUUGACAGAUAAACCUUCCAAUACUUGGUGUAGAGCUCCGUUUUCAGCAGAAGGCGUCGCUAUGAUAGAAUACAUGAUGGAGAGAAUAGCAUUCAGUUUAAAACUAGAUCCAAUAGAAGUGAGACUUCUAAACAUGAAGCAAGAGAACAACCCAAUCCCAGAAAUGAUAAACCAAUUGAAAAUAGACUCUGAAUUCGACGACAGAAAGAAGAAAGUCGAAGAAUUUAAUAAGAAUAAUCGGUGGAGGAAACGGGGUAUUAAAAUGGUACCGUUGACAGUUGGUAUAAUUUACACAGGACUGUUCAAUGCUAUAGUAUCAGUUUAUCAUGCUGAUGGGUCGGUGGUGAUAAUGCAUGGAGGGAUUGAGAUGGGCCAGGGUCUGAAUACUAAGGCAGCUCAAGUUUGUGCUUACGCUCUUGGUAUACCGUUGGAGAAAAUAAGCGUUAAAGCUAGCAAUAAUUUCACGUCUCCAAAUGCUAUGGUUACUGGAGGCAGUGUCGGUAGUGAAUGCGUUGUCUUCGCUACUAAGAAAGCGUGUGAUGUUAUUAAUGAAAGACUUAAACCUAUAAGAGAAAAACUGGAUGAUCCUAGUUGGGAAGUACUAGUAGAAGCUGCAUUCAAGGCUGGAGUAGAUCUUCAAGCUAAUGGUACAUUCAAUCUUAGUGAGGGUGAUGCGAAACCUUAUGAUGUUUACGCUGUUGGUGUUUUGGAAGUUGAAGUGGAUAUCUUGACUGGUAACCAUGAUAUAAUACGGGUUGAUAUUCUGGAGGAUACUGGAAGGAGUUUGAGUCCUGAAAUUGAUGUUGCUCAGAUUGAAGGAGCGUUCGUCAUGGCCCUAGGAUACUGGACAUCGGAGAAGGUGGUCUACGACGAGACCACUGGCAAGUUGCUCACAGACAGAACCUGGACCUACAAGAUCCCUGGCAUAAAGGACAUACCAGCUGAUAUGAGGAUUUAUUUCCGUCGUAACGCCAACAAUGAGUUCGGUGUGCUGCAGUCUAAAGCAACCGGAGAGCCAGCGUUCUGUCUAGGCGUGGUGUUCCUCCUUGCUAUUCAGGAGGCACUUCAAUCAGCUCAUCAAGAUGCCGGCCAUGACCCCAGGUGGAUAGAUAUAGGCACUCCAUAUAACGUGGAAAAUAUUUUCAUGGCGGUCAACCACAAGAUUGAAGAUUUCAAACUAACUUAAAAUAUCAUAACUAAAAACAGUUCAUAAAUAAAUGUAGUGUU
Spodoptera frugiperda (fall armyworm) is the source of this 4134-nucleotide messenger RNA. RefSeq lists its product as uncharacterized. The record is from RefSeq and is a predicted model, not a curated record. NCBI's taxonomy places the organism in Eukaryota, Metazoa, Arthropoda, Insecta, Lepidoptera, Noctuidae. Gene Ontology annotation, molecular function: oxidoreductase activity; 2 iron, 2 sulfur cluster binding; FAD binding. Bases 221 to 4093 code for a protein of 1290 amino acids. The transcript is spliced from 17 exons.